GAACGUACACGUGGUACCUUCCGUCUUCGAUUUGACCUUUCACCCUAUGAUGCAGGCGGAAGUAAAAAAAAAUCAUUAGCUAACAGCGGGGAACACGGUUAGCCACUGCUGGAAGGAUGGAUACGCUAAUUUUGGAACCCUCUCUGUACACAGUGAAAGCUGUGUUGAUUAUGGACAACGAUGGAGAAAGACUUUAUGCCAAGUAUUACGACGACACCUACCCUACCGUUAAAGAGCAGAAAGCUUUUGAGAAGAACAUCUUUAACAAGACACACAGAACAGACAGUGAAAUCGCCUUGCUUGAAGGCCUUACUGUCGUUUACAAGAGCAACAUAGAUCUGUAUUUCUAUGUCAUCGGCAGUUCUCACGAAAACGAGUUAAUGCUCAUGUCCGUGUUGAACUGUCUGUUUGACUCUCUCAGUCAGAUGCUCAGGAAAAAUGUGGAGAAGAGAGCCUUACUUGAAAAUAUGGAGGGCCUUUUCUUAGCCGUGGAUGAGAUCGUAGACGGAGGCGUUAUCCUGGAGAGUGACCCCCAGCAGGUUGUACACCGUGUGGCCCUGAGGGGCGAUGACGUGCCUCUGACGGAACAGACAGUCACUCAGGUGCUGCAGUCAGCCAAAGAGCAGAUCAAAUGGUCUCUUCUACGAUAGAUCUCAGCCACCCUUCUCUUCCACCAAGAUAACGAUGCAUUCAUCAUCACUUCUCUUAUCGCUGUUGCCUUUUGAAUUUUUUUUUCCCUCCUUAUGUUUUUCUCUGCUGUGAAAUUUUUAGGCUCUCUUAAGGAAAAAAAGAAGAAACAUUAUAUACACUCAGUGUAACCUAAUAAGAAGAGCGAGCAACAGAAACCGAAGUCUAAAGUUUAUUUAUGGUCCAUUUAUGACUUCUGUACAGUGAUGCAGAUACAGCAUGAAGUCGCAGGUAUAGAAUCCAUUUCUUUUCAGUGAUCCAGACCAUGAGCGAGUGUGUGUGUGUGUAUGUGUGUGUGGACAUAUCAAACAGCUUUGUGAGAAACAAGUUUGAUUCAAGUACAUUCCAGUGAUUGAGAUUUCUUGCUGUUUUCCACGUCCAUGUUAUGAUUUAAAUAAAAGGACUGUUCCACCAUCAGGAUUGUA
This is a messenger RNA of Tachysurus vachellii, 1112 nucleotides long. It is a transcript of the gene copz1, whose product is annotated as COPI coat complex subunit zeta 1. Lineage: Eukaryota; Metazoa; Chordata; Actinopteri; Siluriformes; Bagridae. Gene Ontology annotation, biological process: intra-Golgi vesicle-mediated transport; retrograde vesicle-mediated transport, Golgi to endoplasmic reticulum; intracellular protein transport. The coding region runs from base 117 to 650 and encodes 177 amino acids. The record is from RefSeq and is a predicted model, not a curated record. Gene Ontology annotation, cellular component: COPI vesicle coat. The transcript has 9 exons.